AUUCCUCCCACUGACACCAAUGAUGGGGCACUAUUCCUCCCACUGACUAAUGAUGGGGCACUAUUCCUCCCACUGACUAAUGAUGGGGCACUAUUCCUCCCACUGACUAAUGAUGGCGCACUAUUCCUUACACACCGACACUAAUGAUGGGGCACCAUCAUUGGUGUCAGUGGGAGGAAUAGUGUCCCAUCAUUGGUGUCAGUGGGAGGAAUAGUGUCCCAUCAUUGGUAUCAGUGGGAGGAAUAGUGCCCCAUCCCCAUCAUUGGAAUACCAUACUGAAAUAGCAUGCCAUAUUGAAAUCAAAUCUGAUG
Molecule: messenger RNA, 311 nt
Organism: Staurois parvus
Lineage: Eukaryota; Metazoa; Chordata; Amphibia; Anura; Ranidae
Source: the annotation of a GenBank genome assembly